Messenger RNA from Teleopsis dalmanni, 1370 nucleotides. Its product is annotated as fatty acyl-CoA reductase wat-like. The transcript has 7 exons. Gene Ontology annotation, cellular component: peroxisome. The record is from RefSeq and is a predicted model, not a curated record. Gene Ontology annotation, molecular function: alcohol-forming very long-chain fatty acyl-CoA reductase (NADP+) activity. The coding region runs from base 12 to 1370 and encodes 452 amino acids. Gene Ontology annotation, biological process: long-chain fatty-acyl-CoA metabolic process. Lineage: Eukaryota; Metazoa; Arthropoda; Insecta; Diptera; Diopsidae.
UUUAAGAAGUCAUGGAGAAAAUAAUGGAAACUGAAGUUCAAAAAUUUUAUCGAAAUAAAAAUGUUCUAUUGACAGGAUGCACAGGAUUCAUUGGAAAAGUUGUUCUUGAGAAACUUUUGCGUGUGACUGAAGUAAAUUGCGUAUAUUUAAUUGUGCGACCCAAAUUAUAUGAUAAAUUACAUGAAACUAAAAAAGAUUUUAUGCAAAAACUAAAACUAAUUAAAGGCGAUUGUAUUCAACCACAGCUGGGAGUUAACAAAGAAGAUCGCAAAUUUCUUAUAGAGAAUGUAAAUAUUAUAUUACACUGUGCCGCCACAACACAUAUGAAUAACCCUCUAAAGAGUGCCUUACCCAUAAAUUUUGGUGCCACAGUGUCCCUCUUAAAGAUGGCGAAAGAAAUGCUAAUGUUGCAGUCAUUUGUGCAUGUUUCCUCGGCUUUUGCUAAUUGCCUUACGCAGCAUAUCGAAGAACGUUUCUAUACUGAAGAUUUGGGCAUAAACACUUCCCAAAUUUCAGAAGACGAUAUAUUUAAUGAACAAUUUGUUAAUAAUUUAGAUAAAGAUUUUUGCAAGAAGUAUCCUAAUAGUUAUACCUUUACAAAAGCAAUGGCAGAGGAUGCGGUUUUAAAAUGUGAAAACUUGCCAGUAUGCAUUUGUCGGCCUGCAAUAGUAAGUUCUACAUGUAAAGAUCCAAUCAUUGGAUGGACUGAUAAUCACCAAGGACCUUUUGGAAUUUUGUUUUCAGUAGCUACUGGUUUACUACGUAUCAUGUACAUAAAUCAUGAUGUUAAUGCUGUUUUGGUUCCUGUUGAUUAUUGUGCAAAUCACAUACUUGUUUGUGCUUGGAGGACCUCAAACUUAAACACAAAUCUGACACCAUUAAUCUAUAAUUUCGCUACUGAUGAGCACAAUCCCAUCAGCUGGAAAAAUGCCAGCAAUCUUGUAGCUUUACAUGGCUCCAAAAUUCCAAUAAGUAAAACGAUAUGGUAUCCGUUUCUAAUUUUGUGCAAAUCGAAGAUAUAUUAUAAAGUAGCUAGACCAAUUGUGAAUAUUUUACCGUAUCUGCUUGUCAAACUAUUCUUGGCUAUAACACGCAAUAAGACAAGAAUUAUCAACAUCUCUGUAGUAGAGAAACCUGUGAAAAAAGUAGAGUAUUUUGUAACACAUAACUGGAUUUUUACUAUGCACAAUACAAAGCGACUAUGGAACUCAUUGUCCACAGAAGAUCAGGAAUUGUUUAAUUUUGACAUGUUGUCACUCGAUUGGUCCGAAUACAUACGUACCAAUUUGUGGGGAAUGCGAAGAAUUGUAGCUAAAGAAGAACCGGAUACAAUCCCUAAGAGUAUUGAGCGUGUAAAAAGGUAUUCAUAA